Molecule: messenger RNA, 4069 nt
Organism: Pelagomonas calceolata
Lineage: Eukaryota; Pelagophyceae; Pelagomonadales; Pelagomonadaceae
Source: the annotation of a GenBank genome assembly
CGAUCAUCUCGCGGGCGUCGCCGCGCGGGCCUUCGGACUAGCUGCGGACGUGCGCGGGCAGCUUCUCGACGCAGCCCCCAACAUCUAAAGAGAUCGCCAGUGCACUCGAGCGCUGCGCGCGAACGCAAGGGCGCGCGCGCGGCACAGGACCAGCUAGAAGCCAAUCCAGCCCCCAAGCAUGAAGCUCUACGUCGAGGACGAGGAGGGCGACGCCGUCUGGGUCAAGGCCACGCUACCGAGACCGCCGGAGCAGUACGAGCCCGGCCUGGUCGUCGACGCGGUCGUCCGCGGCCGGCCGAUGAGCGUGAAGCUCCCCGCGGAGGAAAUGUAUCAGCAGGAGGGUCUGGACAUGGAGAACUGCGACGACCUUUGUGAUCUCGGGCACGUCCACGAGGCGUCUAUUUUAGAUACGAUCCAGGAACGGGCCCAUUGUAGCAAGCCCUAUACCGCGGCCGGAGACGUGGUGGUCGCCGUGAAUCCGUUCAGGUGGCUGAAAUUGUACACGCCCGAGUUAAGAGCGCUACAUAGCGCACCACCCAACUCGUAUGAAGAACGUCGAGCUGCUCAUUGCUAUUCCGUGUCCGGUGCCGCGGCUAGAGGUGCCGCCAGGGGAGACGACCAGUCCAUCCUCGUGAGUGGUGAAAGUGGUAGUGGAAAGACCGAAACCGUGAAGAUCAUGCUCGUCCAUCUCGCCGACGUCGCGCGGCACGGCGGGGCCACGCAGCAGAUCAUUACGCAAGUUUUAAGGGCCGGGCCUCUCUUGGAGUCCUUCGGCAACGCCGCGACCCUCCGAAACGGCAAUUCGUCGCGCUUCGCCAAGUUCCUGCGGAUCGAGUUCGAUCGCCGUACAAUGGCCCUCGAGUCCUCGUGGUGCGAGACCGCUUUAUUGGAGAAGACGCGCGUGGUGGAACGAGCCAAGGGCGAGCGCGCCUUCCACGUCUUCUACGAGUUGUUACAACAAAGAAGACGACGCACACCGAAAUACCUGCCGGAGCACCCUUGUAGAUCUGCAGAUGCCUCAGCAACCAAAGCGCGCGGCUUCGACGACCGCCAGUCCUACCCAAAGAUGAUUGAGAGUCUAGAAACGGUGUGCCAGCUCGACGAGGCCGAACGGGAAGCUUUGUUGCACUGCGUCGACGCUGUUUUGAGCUUGGGCGAGGUCCAGUUCGACUCCGUCUACGCGCGCACGGAGGACCACGGCUGCAAGGUACGGAACGCGUUGGACUUGACGCAGGCCGCUAACGCCUUGGGUUGUGAUCAUUCAUUACUGGAAGAAGGUUUUCUUAGACGUACUGUUGGUACUUCUACUACUUCGUUAAGUGCGGAGCAAGCGGCGGACGCGAGAGAUGCCUUGGCCAAGGAGUUGUAUUCUAGACUGUUUGAUCGCGUUGUCGAGUUGUCCAACGCCACCACAAAAAGGCAGUGGGCGUUGCAACAGACCGAAUCAGUAGUCAUCGGGAUGCUCGAUUUGUUCGGCUUUGAAUUUUACGGUGCGGCCGGUUCGACAAAUGGCUUCGAACAACUCCUGAUCAACUUCGCCAACGAGCGGUUGCAACAGAGAUUUGUCGCCGACGUCCUGGCCAGAGCGCAACGGGAGUUACUAGCGGAAGGCGUGCCGUGGACUAGAGUUGAUUACCAGGACAAUGCCCAGGUCCUAAGGUUGAUCGAAGCGCGAGGCGGCCUCGUGGACAUCCUGAACGAGGAGUGCAUCCGCGGCGGGAGCGGUGCCGACGCGAAUUUCGUCGGGAAAUUGCUCAGGACGUAUACCGGAGAUAUCUUAAGUACACCGAAGAUCCGCAUCACGCAAGCAGGAGAAGCGUUACCUUUCAAGAUCAUGCACUACGCGGGCGAUGUCUUGUAUAGAUGUACUGAUACCGCUUCUUGGGUCGAGAGGAACCGGGACGUCCUACCGGCGAAGUUAGUCGAGGCCAUGACGACGCCGGCGGGCCCAGCCUCACCAGGAGGCUCGGCGAACGUGGCGUCGCCCGUCGCGGUCUUUGGCGCCGCCGAGGCGAGGCAAGCCGCACUCCAGCGGAAGCAGCGACGGCAGUCGGGCCAGCGAGCGUUGAGGCGAGGCUCGCAAGUCAACGCCGCGGAGACCGUAGCCUCGAAAUUUAGGGCUCAACUGAAAAACCUGAUGCACCAGAUCGCGGCCACGAAGUGCCGCUACGUCCGGUGCAUCCGCCCGAACGACGAAGCGGCGCCGAUGGGCCAAGCUGGGUCCUUUGAUCGCAUCGCCGUGGUGGAGCAGUUGCGGUGCUGCGGCGUGUUAGCUGCUCUACGAGUAGCUAGAGCUGGUUAUCCUGAUAGAAAGCCGUUGCGGGCCUUUGUCGAGAGAUUUGCGGUUUGUCUGCCCGGCGAUGGCCGGUCGUCCACACUGAAGCGGUGCCGCGAUGCGGCGAACGCGGCGGGCUUGGGUGAUUUCGACGCUUCUCUCGAUGGCCUGGCCGUCACGGACGACGUCGACGCGCCGACGGCCCAGGACCUGCGCGAGGGCGAGGACGAGGACCUGGUGCUGGAUCGGGCUGUGGUGGCUGCGGCCCUACCUUGGAGGAAAGCCUGCGAGGACAUCCUGAGGUGUCUGGAACGGGGUGGGAGGAAGGGCGCUUUGGCCAAGCAUCCUGCUCUGAAACCGGGACGGGUCUUCGUGGGCAAGACGAAGGUCUUCUUGCGGGAUGGUGCUCUGGAUGAUAUUGAGAGAGUACGAGCAGUGGUAUGUUUUGAUUUAGCGGCGCGGCUGCAGGCUCAUGGUAGAGGAUACCUCGGCAAGAAGUACUACCGGAAGGUGCUGCGUGCUUUGCUGAUCGUGGCGUGUGCCUUGCGCGUGAAACUGGCUCGUAGAAGGGCAGCUAAAAGGCGACGACUCGUCAAGGCCAUCUCCUGCUUUCAAGCGAGAUGGCGCGGCAUCGACAUCCGCAUGGUCGGCUAUCUACAGUUAGCGAAGGCCGCGGCGUUGACGAUCCAGACUAAAAUAGCCCGUCCUGAAGUGGCUAGACGUAGAUGCAUCUUGGUACGAGACUUAAGGGCGCGAGGAGAAAACCUCGACUCGAUCACCAAGCGCCUGAACCGCAUCGCCAUGGAGAAGGCCGGGAGCAUACCUAAAGCGUCAAAUCAGAGAGGUUCUGCCGUGGCGCGCGCCGCGUCCAUGGGUACGAGAAGUGGGAGCGGCGGCUCGAUCUCUGGGACGGAAAAAGCAGAACUUGAGGGCGAGGCAAAUGCUAUGAGGGAAUUGGCGGGCGAGGCGUCCAAGGCGCUGGAGGAGAUCCGGGCCGAGAACGCGGAGCUGCGCGAGAAGGCUCGACUACUGGCGCUGGACGUCGAGGCGGAAAAGGAAAAAGGGCGAAAGUGGCAGCAGCGCGAGCAGGUCCUGGCGGCGGUCGUGGAUGAGGCACGACGGGAGGCUACCAAAGCGACAGCAGCGAUGCACCGCCACAUGGCCGAUUCGGCGGCGCUCGCGGGCGCCUCCGAGGCGAACGACGCGUACGCUAGAUUUAGGAGGAAGUUACUUAGGCACAGUGAUUCAAUGACGCCGGCGAUGCGUAGUAAACUACUUGAACAAAAAAGACCGACGCAGAAGGUGACCAUUACCAGAGCUGAUUUAGCUAGAUUUGUCAAUGAUUGCCAGACGGUAGGGCUGGACGUCGUCAAGCACAACCGCAAGGGGAAAGCAGAGAGAAGGUUGUUGAAGCUGACGUCGGACGCCGCGGCCCUAUACUGGACGAUGCCGAACGGCAAGGCCGCUUCCAGUAAAGAGCGCUUCUACCUGCACAAGUGCCUUGAAUUGAGAGCCGGCCACGACGUGGAUCCCGAUGCCAGGAACAAGCUCAUCUGCGGGACGGAAACAUUACGAAAGUCGCUGCAGGCCAAGCACUGCAAGCUCGCCUUCAGUUUUAUCUUCGCGGACCGCACCGUGGACAUCUCGUUCGCGACGGUCGAGGACUGCAAGCGGUCGAUGCGCUACUUCAAGGCCCACGUGCAGGACCUGAAGAACAAGGCGGACCACGCGGUCAUGCUCAAGGACGAGCAGCACAUCGCGUCGACGCCGGUCGGCAAGAACGGCGCCUUUUAA